This is a messenger RNA of Cadophora gregata, 1632 nucleotides long. RefSeq lists its product as uncharacterized. Gene Ontology annotation, biological process: copper ion import; iron ion transport; intracellular iron ion homeostasis. The transcript has 5 exons. Gene Ontology annotation, molecular function: ferric-chelate reductase activity. Bases 1 to 1632 code for a protein of 543 amino acids. The record is from RefSeq and is a predicted model, not a curated record. Gene Ontology annotation, cellular component: plasma membrane. Lineage: Eukaryota; Fungi; Ascomycota; Leotiomycetes; Helotiales; Ploettnerulaceae.
AUGUCUUUCUCAUCAUUUGUUCGUUCAGGAGUUUCCAAACUCAGUGACAUGGACAUACCGUCUUGGUACUGCUUCAUUUUGGGCUGUAUAUUCGCCAUCUGGCUCUUGCUUCGUGCCGUCUAUCGCGCGUUCACCUCCGAGUGGCUGUCGACUUCCUCCUUCUUCUUGAAACAUGUUGCAUAUCCACAUUUCUUCCCAAGGAUUCCCUUCUUAGGGACGGCAACACGUCUCGAGGUUCUGCUCGCAUCUGCGUACCUUGUUGCCAAUAUCGUCCUCGUUACAGUCGUUGGGGUGGAUUCAAGGUCGGAUAUAGGCACCCGUGCUGCUAUCAUGUCGACUAUUAACCUCAUUCCGCUCCUGUGCGGUCCUCGUUUGAGCCUCAUAACAGAGAUGCUCGGGAUUACGCUACGGGCCAGCAUUGGAAGCCACCAAUGGUUGGGCCGGACGGCGGUCGCAGAGGUCUUGUUGCACACCAUCAUAUCACUGACUGGCAGUCACUCGUUCGAAUGGACAGGGAUCAAUGCCUCUGGAGUUGUGGCGAGCUCUGCCCUUGGGCUACUUCUCCUUUUCUCAUUUCGUGUCGGGCGAAGGCUUUUCUACGAAUGGUUUCUUAAUCUGCACCUGUUUCUCACAGUCACAGCUCUGAUCGCCAUCGGGCGUCACGUAUUCUCGAAAAAACCUGCAGAGAUAUUUCUACAGAUUGGUAUAUGUUUCUGGGUUGGGAUGACGACACUCCACUGGCUUCUGUUCGCAUUCAGAAACUUUGCCAUAGGCAGACCGUUUGCUAAAGCGGUAGCAACUCGCCUCUCGAUUCCCUACCCCUCAGAUAGGUCCCUUACAGGGCCAUCGAACGUAUUACAGGUCGAUAUCACCGUGCCCAGAAAGUGGAAGGUCAGGGCUGGUCAGUAUGUCUUCGUUUCAAUACCGAAACUUGGCAUCUUGGUCGGACUACGAGGACACCCUUUUAUGAUUUCGUGGUGGGACUGGAGCCAGAAAGGGUUGACAAUCUCCCUCUUGGUCAAGUCUAGGACAGGGUUUACUGGGCAGUUGGAUAGGUACACAAACACAGAGCUCCUUGCAUUCAUCGAUGGACCAUACGGAAUACAGCAUAAAUUUGGAGAAUACGGAACAGUGAUCAUGUUUGCCACUGGGAUCGGCAUAGCUGGCCAUAUUCCAUAUAUCAAGGACCUCAUUAGCGGAUACAACAAUUGCCAAGUACGGACGCGCCGGAUUCUCCUCGUCUGGCAGAUAAACAAUGAGAGCCAAGAGCAGUGGGUCAAGAGCUGGAUGGAUGAUCUCCUCGAUAGUGAUACUGGAUAUAUACUCGAGGUCCGCCUCCAUGUCCUGGAUCACGGUGGAAAGAAAGAUUUGGAAUACGGAAAUCACUCUAAGAUCAAGAAAAUAUUCAACCCGCCGAAUAUUGUGGAAGUGCUCCAGACCGAGUUCGCAUCCCACCGAGGCAAGGUGAUGGUCUCCCAAUGUGCCGAUCGAGUCAUGGCGGACAAAGUCCGUAGAGAGGUCCAGCGGAGAAUGAACAAGAGGGUUCACCUGGUCGAGCUAGACUUCCAGCCAUCCUUGCGAGAGACGGGGUGGCCGUCGACUAGUGACAUGGAAUUCAAGUGCAAGGGGUAG